UGAAACAUUCCUCGAUUAUCUCUCCUCUCUCUAUAAAUCUGUCAUCUCUCUGAUCUCACACUAUCUCUCUCUUUCUCUCUCAUUUCAAGGUCUCCACGAUGAAGCACAAAGUCUCGAAGAGAGUCAUCUCUCUCAAAUGGGUCCCCUUCAUCUGCAUCUCUUUCUUCGUCCUCGGAGCCAUCUUCACCUCAUGGUCAUGGGAGCCGUCUUCUGAUUCCGGUAGUCAGCUGAUCUCACAGCGGCAUCGUGACCAUGAACUCCAGAUUUUAUCUGACGAUUGUGACCAUAAGAAAAAAGCUACGCAAGAAAAGGAUGUAAUUAACCAAGUUUUGAAAAAACAAGAAUCAAUACAGUCGCUAGAUAAGUCAGUUUCAACGCUUCAAAUGGAGUUAUCUUCUUCUACAAGGACCUCCUCACAAGAGACGGUUGAUGAUUCCUCUUUAAGCGGAGCUAACCCGAAGAAGAAAGUGUUCAUGGUUAUGGGAAUCAACACUGCAUUUAGCAGUAGAAAACGGCGUGAUUCACUCAGAGAAACAUGGAUGCCUCAAGGAGAGAAGUUAGAGAAACUGGAGAAAGAGAAAGGGAUUGUCAUCAAGUUCAUGAUUGGACACAGUGCGACUUCAAAUAGUAUCUUGGAUAGAGCUAUUGAUUCAGAGGAUGCUCAACACAAAGACUUCCUUAGACUGGUGAGACAGUUAACAAGGAAUCUUCUAAAGAAAGAAUAUAGUUUGUUCACUUCUUUCUUAUUUUGCUUGCAGGAGCAUGUUGAAGGAUAUCAUGAACUCUCAGCAAAAACCAAAAUAUUCUUUUCAACAGCAGUAGCGAGAUGGGAUGCAGAGUUCUAUAUCAAAGUUGAUGAUGAUGUUCACGUUAAUCUCGGUAUGCUUGCUUCCACACUUGCUCGUCACAGGUCAAAGCCAAGAGUCUAUAUUGGCUGUAUGAAAUCAGGACCUGUUCUUGCUCAAAAGACAGUGAAGUACCAUGAACCUGAGUACUGGAAGUUUGGAGAAGAAGGUAACAAGUACUUCCGACAUGCUACAGGACAGAUAUAUGCCAUCUCCAAGGAUCUUGCCAAAUACAUAUCCAUCAAUCAGCCAAUAUUGCAUAAGUAUGCAAAUGAAGAUGUGUCAUUAGGGUCAUGGUUUAUUGGACUUGAGGUUGAACAUAUUGAUGACAGAAACUUCUGUUGUGGUACUCCUCCAGAUUGUAGAUGGAAGGCUGAGGCGGGAGAUGUGUGUGUGGCGUCAUUCGAGUGGAGCUGCAGUGGUAUUUGCAAGUCGGUAGAGAGAAUGAAGAUAGUCCAUGAAGUGUGUAGUGAAGGAGAAGAAGCUGUUUGGAAUGCUCUUCUCUAAAAGAAAAUGUAUCAAACCCUCAACACAAAGCUACUUUGACAGUUGUUAAGAGGAGAUGACAAUUUUUGUAAAGAACCAAAAGGUAUACAAAAUCUCAUAUACUGGAGAAAUCAUCAAGUACUUUAAAAUGAAGAAUGGCUUUUUUUUUUUUUUAAC
Molecule: messenger RNA, 1508 nt
Organism: Eruca vesicaria subsp. sativa (arugula)
Lineage: Eukaryota; Viridiplantae; Streptophyta; Magnoliopsida; Brassicales; Brassicaceae
Source: the annotation of a GenBank genome assembly